UUCGCGUGUAUUUGAAAUAAUCUGUGGAUCACAGUAAAAAUAAAUUGAGCCGCUUUGGUGCUAUGUUUCCCUUAACAAUGAGAUUCGCUCUGUUGGAUGCAGCAUCUGAUUUGGUUCUACUCGGCUUGAUUGCUAUGUUUUUGGCGACUUUGUUUCAGCUCGUGAAAUUGGUGGUCGAACAGUGGCCCUUUUUAUGUCCAAAUUUGAUAUGCCCGUUUAUUUCCUGUUUCAUGAAGAUAGAUUAAGGUCAGCAAUAAAAGCGUAAUGAAUCCGCGAUAAACUCACCUGAAAGAUUGCCACUGAGUUCGCCUUCCAAAGUUCCACUAGUGUUUUGCGAGAUACUUUCAAAAAUAAUUUUUUGCUGGAACUUCACAACAAAAAUGUCAAUGAAUAUGCGUACAACAGACAGACAAAAAAACAACAACCAAAUAUAAAUGAUAGAAAAGAAAAGUGAUUUGUACGCAUGGUCGGAAGAAUAGCCGGUGGAAAAAUAAAGAAACCCAUAUAAGAAGGCGAAAACGAUUGAUAUUAAAAAAGCAACAACAAUUUACAAUUUUUUAUGGUGAACAAAUUAGAAACGAAAUCGGAAAUCGUAAAGAUUGAGUCGUCAAACCCGACAAUGAAAGCAAUGAAAACACAUUAGAAAGCAACAACAUCAAAAAACAACAAAAACAACAACAACAGCAAAAAAACAAUCAAUUAAUAGCGAAUAGCAUUAAUAACAUUGUUUGUUAUUAGUAAUAACAAAUAAGUGGUAACAACAACAACAUUGCGCUUCAUACUAUACCGGUGUUCUAAUUGCCAAUAAUAAAGCCGAUAACCACAACAACCACACAACAACAACAAACACAACUGCAUUGACGACAACAUGAUGGACGUCAAAACAGCGGCUACAAAACAUAGCAGCAACAUGGACAGUGUUUCCAAUGGCAACAAUGAAAUGUUGCCAGCGCGUGAUGAGGUCGAUUUUAUUGCUGUCGCUGCGCACAACAACAACAACAAUAGCAUUUUCGACAACAAAACAAUGAGCAACGGAUUGCAUUCGAAUUCGAAUACAACUUCGACAAUUUUCACGAACUCGAAAACGUCAACCAAUGAACAUUUACAAUAUCAACAACAACAACAACAUAAAGAAAUGGCAAAGAACAAAAAGAAAGUUGUCACAAAUGAAGAACCAAAGAAAAAGAGUUCACCAAAAGAGCGCCUCUCCUUGUUCUCCACACUCGGGCGGCGCAUCAGCCAGAAGACGUUGAAACAGAAGGACUCUAAUGCUAACGAAUCCAGCACAGCGCACGAAAAAUCUACAGCUACGGCUACUCCGUCAACAACAAUAACAAACACGGUAGCUAAAAAUGCUGCUACCAACAACAACACGUCUCCCCGCCAGCGUACGUUUGUCAAGAGCUCUUCAAUUGUCCGUCUUUUAGGCAACACCUAUCAGCAGCACGCCAAAAAGCUGGAAAAGCCCCAGUUAAACAUAGAGAAAGGUAAAACACCGUUAGAUGGUAAAUUCCAUACAUAUGGCGGCAGACGUCGCACCAACGGUCCCUAUUUGGAUCGCUUCAAACGCUAUUCCAAAGACGAUGCUGAUGUUACCUCAAAUAACCACAAUAACGAAGAAGAUGCAGAGCAAGCAAUGGACUUCACCGAUGUGCUGGAGUUAGAAGCAGAUACCGCCGAUGAACUGCAACGCGCUUCUAGCGGUUUGGAACGCUUUUGUGAUCAUAGCACGGUGGCGGCUGGUGAGGACGAGGCCGCCGCGGAAUUGGGCAGCAAAACGAUGCGUACGCUGUCGCGCAGCCUCGGACGGCUGUGGGGCAAACGUUUGCAUAGUGUGGACAUAAGCACGCCAGAUCCUGAGUAUAAGGUAUCAUAUUUGGGCAACGUGCUAACCGGUUGGGCCAAAGGUGAGGGUUGCGUUGAAAAGCAACUGAACACACUGUGGCGCAACUAUACCCAAAACAACAAGCCCGACAUGAUCAUGCGCAUUAAGGUAUGCGCCAGUGGACUUAAAGCCACCACACGUCAACAUGGACUCACCGAGUACUGGGCCAAUCGUAUCACGCAUUGUUGUGCACCAAAGAACUACCCGCGCAUCUUCUGUUGGGUGUAUCGACAUGAGGGGCGUAAACUAAAACAUGAGCUGCGCUGUCACGCAGUGCUCUGCAGCAAGGAGAAGGUGGUGCAAGAUAUUUGCAAUACAUUGAAGGAGAAUCUGGAGCGUGCACUGCGCGAAUUUAAACGUGAAAAAAUUCUCAAGCAGAACGCUCGUCUCAGCCUGGCCAAUGCAGCAUAUGAAAAUCCCAGUUUGCCCCGACGUAAAAUACUACUCAGUGUCGGUGGUAACAAUUAUCGACCACCGCUAGAGCGUUCCAAGUCCGCACCGAAGUUAAUGGCCAUCGAAGAGGCUAUCGGUGAGGAAGAGGGCGAGGAUGCUGAGGACACUAAUGAGCCCGAAAUGAAGCCGUGUUGCCAAAAGGAUUCACUAUACCCUGCCAUGACUUUGGGUCGCAGACGCUGUCGACGUGGUCACUCAAUAAGACGCACAGGCAAACCACGUCCAUUAUGUGGCGUUUCUUUCGAUGAAUCACAAAAGCUUAAGCAUAUUUUAGCCGGAGACAUGAAAGUAGACACUUGCUGUCAUGACAAGCAAUUAACCAAAGAAUGCGCCAGCCAACAGAAAGAAACUACGCCAACCACUGGGUUAACCGAAGAGCAGCGUAAUAGUUAUGGUUCCGAUGACUCGGAUGACUUUGAGAAGUUGCUGAAAUACAAUGACUACGAUGCUAAUACAUCGCUAGCAACAGAACUUUUGCCUUACUUCGAUAUGCAACUGCACAAGAACACCAGCAGCAGUCUCAGCGAUUUGUGUGCGCUGAAGGAUGACGAGGAGCCGCUCAGCUUACUGCCAACCAUCAAUAAUGAUCCUAUGGCACAUCCCGAGGGUGAUCUGCUGCCCAGUGAUUGUGCGCAAGGAAUGAACGGCGACAUAGAGGAGGAGGAAUCGCAUGUUGGCCUCCGACGCAAUGGUGUCUGUAGCGAUGGUGAGGAGGAUUAUCUAGACGCCGAUGAUAUGUACUUUCGACAGUCGAGAAUCUUAAAUAUUUUACACCGCAACUCAAUGCGCAAAAUGGCACAAAUUUCGCUGAGCAGCGACGAGGGUAGCAGCUUGGAAACGAAUGCUUCGGCGCCGCUCCAAUACCGUCACCAAACACAAUCUUCCAUAUCGUCAAACGCGUCUUCGAACGCCACCACCAGCAGCUCGUUGCAGGAUGGACACAACGGUUCCUCAACCGGUAAACGUCACAGUGGCGCCGAUAGCGAUGAAGGCUCCAUAUCGAGCGGCUGUGAGACGGCCAGCACCGUGACGGCCAACCAAGAUGAUCUAUCAUUACAAUACCGUCACGACAAACAGCUGCUGCAGCAACAACAAUCAGCAUUGCAGUACAGCGACGAUGCACACUUUUUCAACAUGGCCGACGCGAAUGAAUCACCCAUCACAGCCGAUGAAAUCUACCAAAGACUCGAAGCGCGUCUGCAGCGUCGUCAAAACAGCGACGCCACCACAUUCAGCAGUUCGAGCACAAUAACACUGAAGAUGAGCACAGGCAGUGACGGCUCUACGCCCCAGUCGCCGAAUGAGCCAAUCACCCAACAGUCCAUAAGUGAACAACCUGCGAAUGCUUUAAUGAAUAGUACAACGCGUGUACGCCGUCAACGGCAACGUCAAAUGGUGGCAGCAACACCACCGCCACCCGACUGUAACGCCGACGACACGGACUCGGAGUGCAGCGACGAAUCCGGCUAUGUGGAGUAUCAAGAGCGCGAGAAAACAGUGCGUGAGAAGAUUGGCGAUGUCGAAAGGCGUCAGUUGCAACAGCAACAACUGCAAGAACAGCAACAACAUCAACCUAUUGCACAAAAACGCCAACUCAAGCCACAAUUGCCGCCGAAACCGUUGCCGCGUCGCACUCUCAGCGGCGCCAGCGCGGCCGUGUCCUUGGCAGACGCUCAGCGUACAAGUAACAGUACCACAGUGUGAAUAUCGGUCAGACGUAACUGGCCGGCUGACUAAGGCAGUGAUGAUUUUGCUGAGCAGAUAAGGCGUGCUUGUAAUUUUGAAUUCGAAGUUAAGUGUAUGCGCUGCAGCAUAGCGCGAUAAGAGUUUGGAACCUAGCGGCUAGCGUUUUUCAUUGCUUACAUGUACAUGGUUGUGGCUAUGUGUUAAGCGCAUGUUACAAAAUGUUGAGUAUUCAAAAUUUAAAGCCUUGCUUUCGAAUGCGAAAUUCGUCUAUUUUUAUGGAAAAUUCUAUAAGAUAAUAUAUUAUUUUUAUUAUUAUUAUAUACAAAACGAAAAAUAUAGCCUUUUGGCACCUAUUUAGAAUUAUUUUAGUGAAAUG
This is a messenger RNA of Bactrocera tryoni, 4400 nucleotides long. RefSeq lists its product as uncharacterized. The coding region runs from base 869 to 4042 and encodes 1057 amino acids. The transcript has 7 exons. Lineage: Eukaryota; Metazoa; Arthropoda; Insecta; Diptera; Tephritidae. The record is from RefSeq and is a predicted model, not a curated record.